UUCAGUUUGGCACACAAGUCCACAGCGAUGACCGGAGAGCCGUAUCUGCUCUUUAAUGUGAAUAUCCAGGUUGCAGAGCCCUGCUCUCUGUGGGCAGGAUUUUCGAGCACCAUUGGAGCAGUCCGGAAACCUCCUCCUGCCCUCUCCCUUCUAAAAUCAUCGGUCUGUUAGAACAUCCGUGUCUGUUUGCUAUGACAUAUAUCAACAUUGAUGAGAGACAGGAGCACUGUCGGGUAAUUUUGAGCUGCCAGAAUAAUCAGCUGUAUGCACAACAUGGCUUAAAGGAUUUCUCAGUUAGCAGCAUGCAUCCGCUGAAGAACUUAGACACUCCGAUUUUUACUGGCAAUCUUAAUCCUGUAGGCAAAGCAAACGGCAAUACAGAGACACAUCUCUAUCAGAGUGUAGAGAAUCUACAUUGGGGCUCAGUGACUGAUUCAAGUUGCCAUCCCCACUGUGGGAAUGCAGACAAUGAACUCAUUUUCCAUUACAGAGGCACAACACAUUGGUCCAAGUGUUCCGUGGAAGGUGCCCCAGCCCUCAGCUCACCUAAAUGUUGCAGACGCUUUCCUUUUCCGUCCAAGCAAAUACCACCUUCAGCGCAAGAUGUAGUCCCUUCCCCUUGUGCCAACGUGCCUCCAUGGCUUUUCCCCUCAUCAAUGAAUGGGGAUGCUAAAAGAAAUUUAAAGGAGAAACUUAUGAUCCACAGUACUAAAACUGCAGAGAUUUGCAAGCCUCUCAGACCUCAAACUUCCUUGAAUGACCUGGUUGCAAGGGAGUGCUCAGAAUGCUGGGUGUGUCAGCCAUAUAAGAAUGGCUGUUCAGUUAAUUGUUGUACCAUAUUUGUGCAACAUGCUACCCUUGCUCAUAGGCCAUGGAUGGCACUAGGGAGGCAUCACCCUUGUUUUUCUCGUAGGCUGACCAGUCCAGAAGACAUCAAACAAGAAGCUCAGAGAAGGCUGCAGUUCAGAAGACAGAACAGCUCACCCAACUUAGCUCUUCAUUGUGCCAAUGAAGGACAGGAGAUGGUCAAAUCCCAAACCACUGAAUCCCUAAAAGGUUAUGUGGGGGAAGGGGACACCAAAAGGGCACUGGAACUGAGCAGAAAAGGCGAUUGCAAAGAGCAGCUGUACAUACCCACUUUUGAGGAGUUUAAGAGGAUGAGAAUCAAGGAAACUUGUUUGCAAAAUGGUAGUAAUGAAGCCACAAGAGACUUGAAGGAAUGGACUCAAAAAUUAGAAGAAAAGAGAAACCAGAACCUUUGCUUAGAUACUCAGCAGGAUCUUGCCAAAGAAAUGGUUUCAGCUGCAGAUGAUUAUGAUGAUGUGUUCCAUGAAAAUACUCAAAACGCUUCUGACUUGGAUAGCUAUCAAGAUUCUUCAUCCACAUGGGACAGGAGCAUCUGUCUGAUGAGUAUGCCAGUGGCCAGGGAUUGCGAGAUGCCAAGUCCUGAUAGGAUCGCAGGCCCCAUUUGUUCUAGCCCAGUUCCAAGAUCACCUUUACAGCCUGCCGCUGGUGUUACAGAGGAAGGGAAGAACUUUGCUGAACGGAACAAGCAGGAAUUGGAUGCAACACAACUAAGUGAAGUACUUCACCUUGCUGGACAGUCUUUUGCAUCUGAAACUCAGUCUUCUUGCUGCCCACUGUUGUUAGAAGCAACAGAUAUAUCCAGCUAUGGAGCUAAACUACAGAAAAUGAAGGAUGAAUUUAUAGGUUCUGCACUGGACCUCAUUAAGAAGAGUUGCAGUGCUGAAACUGCCACAGAGUCCCCAUCCAAAGGACCAAGUGAAUUUAAGAAGGCUGACCUCACUUUUCUAGAGGAUCAUCAUCAACCCACAAACUCUAUUCCCAACUGCCGCAGAUCCAGUUCUGACAUUUCCCAUGAAUCCCCAGACUUCACUAAAACUCAGCGGGAGUGUCGAUUACGGCCUCAUUUCAGUGAUCCCAUGCCAACAGAUGCCGUGAAGAGGAAACAACUGGAGCUGAAGAUAGCCGCGGCUGCACGGCAGCAUGCUCAGAAGCACCGACAAGAGAGAGAACACAGCCCAGCAAUGACAAAAGCCAACGUCGACCACGGAAGCAGCUUUGACGAGAACCAGCGUGUCCUGGGUGGCUCUCUUCGUUCCAAGCACCGCUGGAGCAACAUCAGCAGUCUGAGUGCCGACAGCGGCAUCGUGGGCGGGAACGACGAGAGGGACAAUGCUGACGCCGGCAAUGGAGGGGCACCGAGGAUGAGAUCAGCCGAGAUGGAGAGGGCAGACAGCGGCAUCAGCCAAGUGCUGACUAGGAAGUGGAGGAGAAGCCAAGUGUCUGAAAUGCUGACUUCCCUACAAGUGUGGGAAGCCCACCAGCCGUGCACUGACUGUGGGGGAAGAGAUUUCCCAGUGGAAACAGAUGUUCAGAACCAGAACAAGAGGCGGGCCAACCUCUGUGAGAAGUGCCUGAAAUGCCGGACAGAGCGGAAGGAGUCGGUGUUAGAGUUUGUCAAUACUGAAGCCAGUUAUGGGGAGGACCUGCGCAUCAUCAAAGAGGAGUUCUACCUCCCCAUGCAAGCGGCUGGCCUCCUAACACAGGACCAGCUGCUGGUGGUUUUUGGCAACAUACAGGAGUUGAUUGACCUCAAUGAAAACUUUCUGGAGUACCUGCAGGAAGAAAUUGAUCAAGCCUUUGAGCAGGGUGAUGACGACCUAAUGACUGUGUGCAUCGGUGAAAUAUUCCUGGAGUUCGUCAACAUGCUGCCUGCUUUCCAGACCUAUUGUCUCCAGCAGUCUUCUUCAGUGAACAUGCUCAAUGCAUUGGAGAAAGAGAAGGAGCUACUCAGGAUUUUCCUCAAUGUUUCUCAAAAUGACAACACAGUACUUCGCCGCAUGAAUCUGAGGUCCUUCCUCAUGGCGCCUCUACAGAGAGUCACAAAAUACCCGCUGCUGUUGAGCCGCAUCAUCAAAUCCACCCUUGAGUACCACCCAGAUCACAGCAGCCUGAGGGAAGCCAAGAGCCGCAUCGAGUCCCACUUGGAGCACAUUAACAUGAAAACUAAGCAGGAAGGAAACUCGUGGACGCUGCGCUCAUUCCGCCAGGACAGCAAGAAGAACAGGGAAGUCAUAAACAUCGAAAUGCGGGAAACCGCCAUCAAGACUGUGGGCUGGUUACGGGAAGAAACCCGCUUUGUUAUGGAAGGACCCCUGCAGCUUGCCCAGCCUCCUGAUGGACAGUGGGUGAAAAAGGGCAGCAAGACCUUAAAAUUCCAGAACAUGCAAGUGCUCCUCAUGGUCAACAUCAGACGUGCAUCCGAGUCGAGCUUUGAGCCUGGGGAGCCGGGGCCUGUAAAAGAUGCGGUAUUGGUCGUUAUUAGAGACAAAAACAACGGGAAGUUUAGUUUGCUCAGGGAACCCUUGAGACUCAGUAAUUGCGUGAUCUCUGUGGAUCCGGACUGUGAUGAUACAUUUGAACUUAUUGAAAUCCGGCGGGAAUCCUUUGUGUUCCGCGAUGGAGACAAAGCCCGGACUCACCAGUGGUUUAGACAAAUACGGAGGUACUCACAGGAGCUGGGAUCCUGGAAGAAACGCCGUAAUGCCCUACCCAACAUCAUGAUAAGUGCAUCCCACAAUAGAUCUUGAGAGGUGCCCGACUAUGAAAUUACUUGACUUAGCUCAGAAAUAGCACUAGAUCUGCACUGGGCUGAGUUUCAUCCUUGAUAUAGCUUUAACUCCUUUCAGCAGAAUUCCACAAAUGAUGACCAUCACUGGGCCAAAUGGCAUCGGAGCCACCUUUGGCAACUUCGUUUUCUACCAAGAAGGACUAUAUAUUAGAAUACCAUUAAAUCAGUGUUUGUCAAAAUCUAGGAAACUGCCCCGUUUCUGAACUGAUGAGCUCUUCCAUAACCUCCCAACCUAGAAACCUCAAUGGGUACAACAACCCAGCUCCUAUAACCUCAGUGCCACUUUGUUCUUUGCUGUCAUUCCUGUGCGCCUAGGCACAGAGCUGCUUCUCCAGUGGGUGCCAUUUCUGUUCCUGACUACAGUGCAAGCCCUAUUCUGUCAGGAACUCUGCUUUGUGGUAACUUACACCAGUCAGGGAUCCACUCCUCUCUUUAAGACCAUUGGGUUAAAAACUAAAAUU
Messenger RNA from Heteronotia binoei (common prickly gecko), 4116 nucleotides. RefSeq lists its product as uncharacterized. The record is from RefSeq and is a predicted model, not a curated record. Gene Ontology annotation, molecular function: guanyl-nucleotide exchange factor activity. Bases 192 to 3614 code for a protein of 1140 amino acids. The transcript is spliced from 6 exons. Lineage: Eukaryota; Metazoa; Chordata; Lepidosauria; Squamata; Gekkonidae. Gene Ontology annotation, biological process: positive regulation of Rho protein signal transduction.